This is a messenger RNA of Penaeus vannamei (Pacific white shrimp), 2377 nucleotides long. NCBI's taxonomy places the organism in Eukaryota, Metazoa, Arthropoda, Malacostraca, Decapoda, Penaeidae. The record is from RefSeq and is a predicted model, not a curated record.
CUCCACACUCUGUUCCUGCAUUCUGCCCCAGCUGCUCCUGCUGUACACUCUGUUCCUGCAGCGCCUGCUGUACAUUCUGCCCCAGCUGCCCCUGCUGUACACUCUGCCCCUGCUGCACCUGCUGCCCUCGGGCUGACCCAGGCAGCGCCCCUGCCGGGCGGCCCGGGCAGCCAGCCGCUGCUCCUCCAGGGCUCCGACCUGGCCGGCCUCGGAGGCCUCGGCCACCUCGGCGGCUUCGGCGGCCAGUCGCCCUUCAUCAUCGUUGUGCCGACCAACUUCGCGGGCGGCGCCUUCCAGCCCUCCGGCCAGGCUGCGGCCUCUGCCCCAGCUGCCCCUGCUUCAGCACCAGCUGCUCCUGUACAUGCUGCUCCAGCUGCUCCUGCACAUGCUGCUCCAGCUGCUCCUGCACAUGCUGCUCCAGCUGCUCCUGCACAUGUUGCUCCAGCUGCUCCUGCACAUGCUGCCCCAAGUGCUCCUGCACAUGCUGCUCCUGCCCCUGCUGCCCCUGCACCAGCUGCUCUUACUGCGCAAGCCCCUAUUGUUCCAGGUUCCGCUCCAAUUAUUCUUAUUGACCCUGCUAUGAUGGCAGGUCUAGGCUCACUGUCUGCCGGCUCCGCCCCUGCUUCAUCUGGCUCCGCCCCUGCAUCAUUUGGCUCCGCCCCUGCUUCAUCUGGCUCCGCCCCUGCAUCAUUUGGCUCCGCCCCUGCUUCAUCUGGCUCCGCCCCUGCAUCAUUUGGCUCCGCCCCUGCUUCAUCUGGCUCCGCCCCUGCUUCAUCUGGCUCCGCCUCUGCAUCACUUGGCUCCGCCCCUGCUUCAUCUGGCUCAGCCCCAGCCUCGUCUGCCUUUGCUGCAGCUCCAUCUGGCUCUGCCCCAGCUUCCUUUGGCUCCGCCCCAGCAUCCUCUGGUUCCUCUGCAGCUCCAUCAACCUCUGUCGGAGCUUCCCCUGCCACCACUCACGCUGCUCCUGCACCAGCUGCACCAGCUGCUCUUACUGCACAGGCCCCUGUCGUUCCAGGCUCCGUUCCCAUCAUUGUCGUUGAUUCCACUGGACUGCCGGGCCAGUCAAGCGCACUGUCUGCUGGCUCUGCCCCUGCAUCCUCCGCUGCCCCUGCAUCCUCCGCUUCAGCAGCCGCAUCAUCUGGUUCUUCCCCCGCUGCCUCUGGCUCACCUGCAGCCGCCUCUGCCUCUGCUGCAGCUUCAUCUGGUUCUGCAGCAGCCCCAUCUACCGCGUCUGCUGGAGCCUCUGCCGGAACCACAGCUGCGACGCUAGGGGCACCUGCGCCGAUUCCCAUUCUCCUCAACCUCCGCUCGCACGACGUCGUGGCCAACACCACCAACUUCUCCUUCAGCGUCGUGGGCGGAGAUGGCACCGUCAGGCACGAGACCGGAUCUGGGGGCGCCCUCACCCCGCUCAACGUGGCAGGCAACUACUCAUUCAUUCUCCCCAACGGCGUGCCCUUCGACCUCUCCUACACCGCCGGCGUCCAGGGAUUCCAACCCGUGUCCUCCCACAUCCCCCAGCCGGUUCCUUCACCCUUCCACCGACCGAUCGUGACUGCCCAGGGUGUGAAGGGUGAAGGAGCAUCCCCAGCUCCUUCGCAGCCAACUACCCAAGGGGCAAAUCCUGCUCCUUCACAGACCUCGCCCACGACAACGUACGGUGUUCCAGCAUAAAGUGUGACCUUCACUGGAUCUGAGAAGUUAUAUCUGAUGGUAUUAGUUAAGAGAGUUUGUUCUAUGCCAUUUUAUGUAGGCUUUAAGAAUACCGAAUUCUGGAGAAUGUAGCGUUAGUAUCUUUUACAAAUGUUCUAGUACAAUUUGUAACGACGAAAAGCGAAAAGUGUUAUGUCAGUCUUUUAUUUGCUAUCUAGUCUUCUCUUCCUCUCUGUCUUAUAUUUUUACUUACACUUAAUUUUCCUCAUUCAUUUUCAUUCCACUUUGAUAUCAAUUUGUUCUAAAUCAUUCAUACCUUUUUUUCGUGGACAUUACCAAUUUACACACGUUUCUUUCAUUUCCUAUUAUUAUACGUUUUAUUUCUUCCUUUCUCUUAUCAUUUACGCUUUAUUCCUUCUUCCUUUGUAUCAUUUGUAUUCCUUUGUGGUGUCGCCGAAUCCUAAAUCGAGAAUAUAUGGCCAGCUUAUAAAUAUAUCAUAUUGAUAUUACGAUUCCGGAAUACCAUUUUUUCAUCAGCUGUAAACUUACCUCUCUAUCGACUGUUUCAUAUCGUGUGAAUUGACCGAAAUAACCUUAGUUUGACGCCUUUUUCUUAGCUGAAGAUACAUAAGAUAUAAAAUAUAAAGAAAAGAAAAUGAAUAGUGUAUUUAUAUGGAAUGCUUGUGCUGUAACUAUUUAAGAUAAAAUAAAACAGACGAUGUUA